AUGUCCUCAAUAGGGAGUGGUUUUAACCGCCCCUGUACAUCUUAUUUUCAUCGCUGGAAAAGAAUCCGUGAUUGUGUGACGGUAGAUGAAACGGAAAGUUCCAAUUUUCUCGGAUUUCCCGACGAUAUAUUAUUAGUGAUUUUGUCCAAGCUACCCAUGAAGUCGCUGGUUCGAUUUUGUUGGGUAUGUAAGUCUUGGCGAAACCUUAUCACCUCACCUGAAAACUUCAAACUUUUUCAUCACCCAAAUUCUUUUACUACUGGUAACAACUUCCUACUCCUGGAGAAGUGUAAAGCUGGUGAAAAACCUGAGCUUCAUGUUAGAAAACUGUUGGGUAGAUUGAGGAACAAACUAGCUAUAGAAGAUGAUGGUCUGAUUCGGAGCCAUGGGCUAAUCUUUAAACAUGGUGAGAUAUUGUUGGCCGGUUGCUGCCAUGGAUUGCUAUGUUUUCUUAAACGAACCGAAACCAGCUGCGAUGUGUACCUUUGCAAUCCAGUGUUGGGUCAGGUUAGGGCUCUUCCGAAGAGCGAGUUCUACCCACUAAGGAGUCUUGACAACAUUGUUGUCGCAUUCUACUAUGAUGAUCACCACAAUGACUAUAAAGUUGUGAAGAUGACAGAUUGUGAGAGUUUGACGGUUGAAGUAUAUAGUCUAAGGAGUAAUUCUUGGAAAGCGUUCCACCGGUGCAUUCUUCCUCGCCCUUGCUUCUUUCUCCUACAGGGUCAGCAAUUCGUGGUUCAUAAUGGUCGUAUCUAUUUGUUGGUUCACAAGGUGGAUUCCAAUGAGAGCGAGUGGUCUUAUUUGAUGAUUAUGGUGGAUGUAAAUAAACAAGAAGCUCGAGUUAUUCCCCUUCCUUUUCCGACAACUAUUCAACUACAUAUAUUCGUUUCUGAAGGAUCUGUUGUUGUUUCGGAUUUGUUUUUCAGCCGUAUGCAUAGGAAGUUCGAGCUUAUGGUGUUUAAGGAGGAUGCCUAUGAUUAUGAUGAUGAGCACUGGGUGUUAGCGAAAAAUGAGUCGGAAAAAUUUUGGACAAAGAAAUCUGUUCUUCCCAAAAAUUGUCCUUCUGAUCGCCUUGUCACCAAUAGAACAACCGGUGUAACAUUGGGAACAAAUGUGCUCUUUUCCCCAAGUUCUGCUGAAGCCACCAAGUUUUUAUACCGAAAGAAACGACGAAAUUUAUGGGACUUUGCCGUAGUUGAUUACGUUCCGAGCUUAGUUUCUGUUGUGCUUCCUUCUCCGUCUAGUGGUGUUAAAAUUAAAGUUUAA
Oldenlandia corymbosa var. corymbosa is the source of this 1266-nucleotide messenger RNA. The record is from the annotation of a GenBank genome assembly. NCBI's taxonomy places the organism in Eukaryota, Viridiplantae, Streptophyta, Magnoliopsida, Gentianales, Rubiaceae.